AAUUAGAAAACAAAUGUUUUUGAUUUCAUAGUUUUCUCACUCUUGUGAUUAAGACUUUUAAUCCACUCUCAAGUAAGACAACUGUAGAAAUUGCGAAUAAGAUACAUUAUGUUUGAAGUGGUAUUCACUGUUUUAUCAUCAAUAAGUCUAGAAAUUAAAAAUGUAAUGAUUUACUCAAGCAAUUCUUCUCUUUAUUUUAUGAUUAUAUUGUAGUGUGCAAUAUGACUGUAAACGUGAUGCCCUCUGGUGGUGGCUUUAACACAAUAGCACUGCUGGGUGUUGCCUUCAAAGUCGGCUCUAAUCGUGGUGAUUCAGUAACUUUGUGGGCGUGUCUGUGUGUUUGUGUCACUGAUAGUUUCAGUUUCAUUUCAUCUGUUGAGGGACAGCAGAGGAGGAAUGGAGAGGAAAAGAACCCGGGGAAGAAUAUUUGUUGAUGAAGAAGAAGAAGAAAAAGAAGAAGAAUUUAUGGACAGGAAAAGCCCAAGGAAAAGAAAGAGAGUCAGAUAUAUUGAAGAUGAUAAGGAUGAUGUUGAGGAGGAUGAAGAAGAAGAAGAAGAAGAAGAGGAGGAAGAAGAUCAGGAAGACAAUGAGCAGCCAGGCACAUCCGCUGAGAACACCCACAACCAGAGAGCACAAGAAAACGGAUUCUUGUCUGUAACCUGUGGAAACAAAAAGGGCAUUCUGCAUAUAGAUAAGUUCGAAAGGGGUGAGGCAUGUAUCGAGAGUGGGGACCACUGGUUUGAUCCUCCUGACUUCGAGGACUUUGGGGGGAAAGCCUCCAGUAAAAAAUGGAAACAAACUAUUUCCCAUAAAAAUAAGCCUCUGCAGUUUUUGUUUGAUAAAGGAUCCUUAACAACCAAGGGAUUUAAAAGGAGAAGAAGUGAGACUAUAAAGCAAAAAAAAAUCCUGUCACGUAAUUGCAUCACGAGUUCAUCUGAAGAGUCAGAAAUACAGUCCGCAGAAGAAACUGAGGAAGAUGAUGUUAAAGACGACAACUGGAGUCCAGGUAGUGAGGAACCGGCACCGGAGACAGAGGAGGAUGAGGGAGAAAAGGCAGCGGCUGAAAAUGGAGGAGAAGUUGUCGACUCAGGAGAUGACGAGAGUCAAGAAGGGGAAAUGGAAGAUGACGAUAUGCCUGCUGUUGCUGAGAACGGCGAAGACAACAGUGUUUUUGAAGAAAGGGAGACAAAAUCGAUCACUUCAACACCCAAGAAAAGAACAUCAUUAAAGAAGGAAGUAAAAGUUGUCAUCAAAAGGCUUCCAGAGGCCACGAGAGGUUGUCAGUCCAAUGGAAUAAAGAAUCUACUAGAAGGUUUGUAUUAACAUAAUAAUUGUACUUUAAUAUGUUGACAGACCAAAGUCAGGAAAGCUAAUUCCACA
This is a messenger RNA of Sebastes umbrosus (honeycomb rockfish), 1380 nucleotides long. Its product is annotated as ABC transporter F family member 4-like. Gene Ontology annotation, molecular function: DNA-binding transcription activator activity, RNA polymerase II-specific; RNA polymerase II cis-regulatory region sequence-specific DNA binding. The transcript has 9 exons. The record is from RefSeq and is a predicted model, not a curated record. Gene Ontology annotation, biological process: positive regulation of transcription by RNA polymerase II. Bases 397 to 1323 code for a protein of 308 amino acids. Lineage: Eukaryota; Metazoa; Chordata; Actinopteri; Perciformes; Sebastidae.